Onthophagus taurus is the source of this 4010-nucleotide messenger RNA. RefSeq names its product rifampicin phosphotransferase-like. The record is from RefSeq and is a predicted model, not a curated record. Gene Ontology annotation, biological process: phosphorylation. NCBI's taxonomy places the organism in Eukaryota, Metazoa, Arthropoda, Insecta, Coleoptera, Scarabaeidae. Gene Ontology annotation, molecular function: ATP binding; kinase activity.
AUCAUUUUAUGUAAUAGUCAUUCGUAUUCUAUAACUAAAGCAAUGAGUGUGUUAAUCGUUUUGGUGUUUUUGGGGUUAAUUUAUUUCUUGAAUCGAAGCCGAAAGAAAGUUUUUAAAGUUUUUUACCCCCUAAUUAAAAAAUUAAACGCCUCCGUAACACUGCAAGAAAUUAAAGACGCCCGAGAUGAGGAGCUUAGAAAUCAGCCGGAGGUCCAACAAGAACAACCCAAAACUUUAUCUUCAUCAAAAAAAAACGAUUCGCUCACAAUUUAUGGUUUGGAUCAAAAAGGGAACUCAAUUAUCAUUAAAAUGAUCAUUAAAAACACUUUGCACGCUGAAACAAUGAUCGAGUUUCGAUUAAAUAAUGGGAAAGUUUACGUUUUUCCAAAUGAUGAGGAAACGUUGAUUUGUAGCAUCCAAUCGCGUCAAUGGAAAGCAAACGCGCUCUCUAUUCAAGUUUUAAAACCUUACACAAGACUUAGAAUCAUUUUUAAUGGAAUCUUAAAGAAUAAAUUUCCCCCAAAAAACGAUCAAAAUGAUUUAGAACAUAUUCAAUUUAAUUUUAUUUGGACUGCUGGAAGUAUUCCAUUUCAUUACCCACAACAUUUCCAAAAAGACGUCUUGAUUAAAAUGAUUCAAAAAAGAACUUGGAAAGACAGCAAUUGGUUGAAACACCUGUUAUCCAUAAACGGUUACGAACAAUUUGGAUGUUUAACCGGAUUCUUAAAAGGCGAAAAUUACCCCGAAGAAAUAACCUUUAAAAUGCCUAGUUACAGAACGCGAUAUUGGGGGAGUUCAGAGUCGAUUUCGACGAAAGAGAGCACCUCGAGCUUUGGGGUUUGCAAAAAUGGAACACUAUUUUUCGUCGAUAAUCGAAUAAUUAAUGGGAGCGAACAAGAUAUUCUUUUAGAACAAGGAUUUAUUUUGUUAAGUAACGGGCAGUCAAGACCAAUCAAUGAUUCGCACGUGCGUUUUGGGAAAAUCGAAGGAAAUAAAGAGAAAAUUAAUGGUGUUAUUCGAAUAGGAGCUAACAGAAAGAAGUUUUCUGGGACGAUUUCAUCGGAAAAAUCACCUCGAAUCGAAAUAAAAUCGUCCGGAAAAUUAGGUUGGAAAGAAACGCAUUUUAUUUCAAAGGGACAUUUCGAUAGAAACGAAGUCGUCGUUUUAACCAACUUUUUCAAAUCGAGCCCAAAUGGAGCAUUAAAACCCCUUCCGAAACCAUUUUUAACCCAAAAAUCCGCACAAAACCCAGAAAACGUUUUAAUAUGUCGAUUAAACUCGUCGGAGUGUUUGGAUUUAUCGUUAACAGGAGGGAAAGGAAAUUCUUUAGGGUUAUUGUCAAACAUAACCUCAAAUUUCUUUAAGGUCCCAUCCGGUUUUGUAAUAACAGUUUCGGCUUUUAACCAACAAUUAUCAUCCUCGCAACGAUUAAAACAAGCGAUUAACCGACUUGAAGUUGCAUGUUAUGGCAAAUCUAACCUAAAAAUUGAGGAUGUUUGCGCGGAUGUGGUUGAAAUUUUUUCGAAUGAGCCCGUUUUUGAUGGUUUAGUAAAGACAGUUGAGGAAGAAAUAAAAAAUUUAAACGAUGAAAUUAAUUCGGAUGAGAAAAAUUGGAAGUGGGCUGUUCGUUCUUCGGGAAUCGGAGAGGAUUCUGAAGAAUUGUCAACGGCCGGACAAAAUUCAACUUAUUUAGGAUGUAGAGAUGCCGAUGUUUUAAGCGCAGUUCGUAAAUGUUGGGGUUCGCUGUUUCAAUUUCACAGCGUUCAAUAUCGGAUCCAACAUGGUUUACCGGUUAGUGCUGAGAUGGCGGUGGUUGUGCAAAAAACGGUCCCGGCUGAUUGUGCUGGAGUUCUUUUUACUUGUCAUCCAACUUCCGGUGAUCCAUCUGAGAUGAUUAUAACUUCAAAUUUCGGAUUGGGGGAGAGCGUUGUUUCCGCUUCAGCUGAUCCGGAUACAAUAAUAUUAAGGCGGACAUAUCACGGGUUAAUUUCAAUUAAAAGUUGUACAAUUGGGGGUAAGAAAAUUCAAAUUACAUUGGGGAAUGACGACAUUGGAGGGGUUGAAGAAAAAGGUGUUAAUGAAGAUGAUGCGAAAAGAAUGAGUUUAAGCGAAGAGCAAGCGGUGAUUUUGGGGGAGUUGGGCGUUCUUCUUGAGGAUGAAUUCGGGAAUCCUCGAGAUGUCGAAUGGGCUUUUUAUAAGAAUAAAUUAUAUCUUUUACAAUCACGACCCGUAACAACAUUAACGAAUUGGAGCGAUUUUGAGUUAUUGCAUGAAUUUGAUACUCCGGUAUUUUCUGAUGAUGAAGUUUUUACAAGAGUGAACAUUGGUGAGGUUAUGAAAGGAGCCAUAACGCCUUUAACUCAAUCGACGACGUUGCACACCAUGGAUAAAUUAAUUCAAAAGGAGAUGAUGGGUGAAACUAAUCCGUACGUUUUAAUGGGGUGCCCUACAUUUAUGCAUUAUGGAUUUCUUAAUGUUUUGAAUACUUUAUAUAAAAAUGUGCCGAAGAAAAUUGAUGUGGAAAUCCGCGUUUCUGAGUUAGCAAUGUUGGGACAUCCAUUUAUGGAUGAAAAAAUUCAUAAGGAAUGUGUACGAAGACAUGGUUAUAAUGUGGGGUUAAACAAGUUAAUAACUCGCUUUACUUUAUUUAAUAAAGCCUUCUUUAGGCGGGAUCGUUUAAAUAAAGCGAUUGAAAUUAAUCGAAAAUGGGACAUAACCUUCAAAGAAAAUGAGACCCCCAAAGAAAUUUUCGACAAACUCUCCUCAUCUUUUCAUGUUUUUGAGAAAAUGAUGACUUGUUAUGUUAAUGUUAACUUCACAAACACGAUUUAUAAUAUGUUAUGUGUCACGAUUUUGACCGGGGGCCAAUCGGAAUUUACUCCGGAUCACUACCAUGAUAUCGCUUUGGUUUUAAAAACAAAAGGUGGAGUUGAAACUGUGGAAUUGCCGGUGAUUUUGCAGAAAAUCUCCGAUUUAAUAAGAAAAGCGGGGAAAAGUGAGGAAUUUAUUAAAAUUAACUCCAAAAAUGCUAUCGAUUGGAUGAAAAAUAAUUGUGGUGAAGCUGCAAACGUUUUCGAACGAUUUUUGCAAGUACAUGGACACCGAUUAUUUUCUGAGUAUGAGUUUGCUUCGAAACCGUGGAUCGAAGAUCCAACUCCAAUUUUAGAAAUGAUCCAAGCGAAUUGUCGCACUGAGGCAACGACGAAAAUGGUUGAAGGAAUGGAUGUAAAUGAAACUGUGGAAAAAUUAUUGACACCUUUAACUAAAAGAAAAAAGAAAAUUUUAAAAUUUUUGAUACAAAAACUCCGUGACUCCAUCGUCCUAAAAGAACUAACUAAAUCGCAAUUUAUACGAUGUUUGGGGAAGUUCCGAAAAGGUUAUAAGGUGUUAUCAGAACGUUUGGUCGCACAAGGAUUCAUUCCGGAACCUGAAUUAAUGUAUUAUUUGACCCAAAGCGAAUUGGGGGAGGUUAUUGAAAUGAGAGAUCCCAUUUUAAUUUCAAAAGCCCUUCGACGACGAAGAUUAUUUAAACAAUGGGACAAAAUGCAAUUUUCCGACAUAAACAUUGGUUUUCCAACCCCAGAUCGGGAUGGAACUGAAAAUAAUGUUUUUAUUGAGAGAAAAUCUGGGGAUUUAGUGCAAAUUAAAGGAACUCCUGUUUGUACCGGAAUUGUGAAAGGUCGAGCUUGUGUCGUUGUUGAUUUAAAGGAGUGUUCUCAAUUACAACCAGGCGACGUUUUAAUAACAUAUUGCACCGAUGUAGGUUGGACCCCAUAUUUUCCAAUGUUAUCUGGGGUUGUAACCGAAAUUGGAGGGUUGCUUUCACACGGAGCUGUUGUUGCGAGAGAAUACGGUUUACCGUGUAUUGUAGGAGCUCAAGGAGCUGCUAAAACAUUCAAAACAGGCGAUUUGGUUGUGCUUAAUGGAAAAACCGGGGAAUUACAACUUAUUGAGUGAAAAUGAGGGGUUAAGUAUUAAUAUUUUUAAUAAAUGUGAAUUAGUAAGUUUAA